Messenger RNA from Macroventuria anomochaeta, 1295 nucleotides. RefSeq lists its product as uncharacterized. The record is from RefSeq and is a predicted model, not a curated record. The transcript has 2 exons. Bases 211 to 1059 code for a protein of 282 amino acids. NCBI's taxonomy places the organism in Eukaryota, Fungi, Ascomycota, Dothideomycetes, Pleosporales, Didymellaceae.
CACGGUUAGCCUUGCAUCCGCCUCACCGUUCGGAUAACCUUGGCAACACCUUAAUCGAAGUGCUGUCAACCGUAUUCGCGUACCCCAGCCAUAUGUGUCCUAGUUUCGCGGCGAUAGAAGUGGUACUUGUAGGUAUGAACCUCUCGAUAUGCCAGAAGCCAUUGAUCCACCAUCGUGGUGUCUGUUUAACAUCUCGAUUUACGACUCAAGAUGUCGCUGUCGAAAUGCGCGGGCUAUUGUUUCGACACAGGCCUAUCCAACAACGGGUGUGUGGAUGCUGUCGACUUCUACUGCCAAUGUCCAAAGUCUGACGCUCUCAUCACUGCGAUGACACCAUGCCUACUGAAUCUAUGCUCAUCUCUCGAGAUGACAGAGGCUGUAAUAUACUGGCAGACUCUGUGUAUGAUGGCCGUAAGCUCGAUGGUCCAAGUACCGGGCUUCGCGACAGACUCGAUGGGCAUAGCGAUAAACCCAACCAUGUCAGUGUCAAGAACCACAGGGAGAGCAGCUUCGCUGUCGAUGUCGGCGCCAGAGACACAGACUUUCACGCCCUCUUUCGAGUCGUUGGCGUCAGAGUUCUCCUUCUUGGUGUCACAGACCGCACUGUGGACGGAUGAGUUUGCUUCGGAAACCGAUGGUUUCAGCACGCCGACUGGCGCUUCGUCUCGACCCAUCGCAUCUUCCUCAUCACUCUCCACUGGUGCAAAAGCUGGGAUCGCAGUCGGCGUGGUGGGCAGUGCUUUGGCCAUAGCCUUGGGUGUCUGGCUAUUCUGCCGACGUCGCAGACGAUCAAAGGCAGCGGUUCCAGAGCCGUAUACAGUUGGAAACGAAGGGUUUUCAGAGAAAAUGCCGGUGGUCACCACUGCACCACAAGUCGAGCCGAAGCAUCCGACCAGCUCCAUUCAACGUAAGCCGGUUCAGCACAGUCACAUAUACCCGGAGAUGGACGUCGGCGGUGCAGUAAGUCCCGUUAGUGUCCCCCAAAUGCCACAUCAGAACGAGCUCGAAGGUCAAUAUUGGCCGGCUGCGCACGAACGGAGAGGAGAAUUGCCCGGAUGAAGCAUGCCAGGGGCGAAAGUGCGGUCUUAUGCUCAUUCGAGAGAUCAUGGCUCGCAUCCGUGAGCCUUUCUCAAACAUGACUUUUGUCUAUUCGUUCGUCGUACGUUUAUCGCUACAGUAUGGUACAGUUGGGUGGAUGUUGUACAGGGUAUAAUCGUGCCGACCAGCAGCUGGUGUGUAUCUGAGUUGUUACUCCUUUGGGGUUUGCGAGGAGGGUUGGUUCUUGUCGGUCAAUC